AUGAAGACGUCGGACCUCAUUACUGCUCUUGCCCUUGGCGUAGUUGCCUACGGGUUACCUGUUGCCGACGAUCCUGCCAACAAAGAGCUCUUGUCAGCAGGCCCGGACACUUGGACCCCCGCGCCGGCUGAUUCGGUCAGUCUUGGGAACCUUGCUUCCAUCGACUUGUCCAACAUCCAGCCCGCAGCAGACAACGUCAAUGUCGAGGAACGCGGCCUCGCCCCCGCUACGAUCGCCGGUCCGACUUUCCAUCCCGCCUGGCUCCCUCGAGUCCGUCCUGCCGCCCAGGCCAUCACGAUCGCGGGCCACGCGCUUCUCAUGACAGCCUGGGUCGAUGCCCAGAACCGCAUCUGCAUCAUUCUUGAUGCAGCUUUCCCAGGUCUUCAUGGAACCAUCAUCGCAGGUGUGCAGAAUCUGCACAACAACCUGGCUGUUCUUCCUCACGUCUUUGAGCUGGGGAAGACCUACGUCGCCCCGGACAACCAGGCAGAGAUCCAGCCUGGCGACACUUGGCGUUGGUUCUGGUUCAAAUGA
Molecule: messenger RNA, 534 nt
Organism: Colletotrichum chrysophilum
Lineage: Eukaryota; Fungi; Ascomycota; Sordariomycetes; Glomerellales; Glomerellaceae
Exons: 4
Coding region: 1-534 (177 amino acids)
Source: RefSeq, a predicted model, not a curated record